Molecule: messenger RNA, 2934 nt
Organism: Cyphomyrmex costatus
Lineage: Eukaryota; Metazoa; Arthropoda; Insecta; Hymenoptera; Formicidae
Gene: Tsf2
Product: transferrin 2
Exons: 9
Coding region: 58-2670 (870 amino acids)
Biological process (GO): iron ion transport
Cellular component (GO): plasma membrane; early endosome; extracellular region
Source: RefSeq, a predicted model, not a curated record
UGUGGAGUAGUCAUGUCAAGGGUGUUGUCCGUGUGUGAUUGACUCGUUUAAGAAAAGAUGUGGUUCCAAUAUUUCACAUUAUUACUGUUCCUGUGCUGUUUGAAGUUACAUCAAAUUUACGGCCAAAACAUCAACAACACACUCACAUGGUGUACAGUCUCUGAAGGCGAACAGAAUAAAUGUCAGGCCUUCUCCAGAGCGAUUGAUCGUGAAAGAGGAUUUUUUGGCGAUACUUAUUUUUCGGUGCGAUGCCAGCAAGCUUUCAACAAAGAAGAAUGUAUGGCCAUGCUGGAUCGCGAGAAGGCACAGAUAACAACACUGGAUGCUGGAGAAGUUUUUAUAGCUGGACGAUAUCACAGUCUUGUACCAAUAAUGCAAGAAAUAUAUGAAAAUGGUUUAAAUUAUCAAUAUGCUGUCGCAGUGGUUAAGAGAAACUCUCUACCUGAUGUACAGUCAUUAUAUGAUCUCAGAGGCAAGAAGGGCUGUUUUGCUGGUGUUGGGACACUAGCGGGUUGGGUUAUUCCCAUUAAUAAACUUAUGAAAUAUGGAGGAAUGGAAAUUAUUGACUGCAAUAAUCAUGUAAAAUCAACGAUUAAAUUCUUUGGGCCUAGUUGUGCAGUAAACUCAUUAAUUGAUAAAAACAAUCCAAUUGGUGAUAAUUCUGAUCAGUUGUGUAGCCUGUGCAUUGGAGAAAUACCCGGUGGCAAAUGUACAAACAAAGAUCCUUACUCAGGAUACGAGGGAGCUUUUCGCUGCUUGGUUGAAGCGGGUGAAAUUGCCUUUUUGGUGCAUACGACUGUAAACGAGAUGACAUCAACGUCAUUUGACUUCAGUUCCGUGAAGAAAGAGCAAUUUGAACUGCUAUGCCCAAACGGUAAUCGCAGGUCUAUAGACGAUUAUGCAACUUGUAAUUGGGGUACUGUGCCAUCUCGUGCAGUAGUCACAUCUUCGGCGACAAACUUCAAAACUCGUCGAAGGUAUCAAAGAUUUUUGGAGAAGACUGUUCGAAUAUUGCACAAGAAUAAAAAUGGCACAACAAACUUCAAUCGUUUCGGCGGCAAUCAGGAAGAUUUCUUGAACCGUCCGGGUUACGACAAUAAUCAGAGAGAUUUCGAAAAUCGUCCGGGUUAUGAUAGCAAUCAGAGGGAUUUUGAAAACCGUCCGGGUUACAACAGAUUUGGUGAGGGUGACUAUAGAGGCGGAUUUAGAAAUCCAAAUGAAUAUGGUACGGACCAUUGGAAUCGUAGCAGAUAUGACCGAAGAUUUGGGGGUGGUGAUGGAAGAGGAGGAGUAGAGAGUACACACAACGACACAUUCAAUUAUUAUAAUAGAGAAGGAGAAAACUCUGAACCACCGAAUGUGCAACCAAUAGAAAUGUUUGAAUUAUUUGAAUCAGCACCCAAAUAUGGAUUGCAGCAUAAUUUAAUAUUCUCUGAUUCCUCUCGCGAUUUUGUACAAUUGUACGAAAAGGAUCAAACAUACACAGGAUAUUUAGGACAAUCUGUAAAUGAUAUAUUAGGAGUACAUCAUUGUCCCGUAAAUCGGAUGACAUUGUGCGUUACAUCCGAGCCAGAAAUGGAAAAAUGCAUAAAAAUGAAGAUUGCCUUAAAAGCCCAGCUUUUGAAACCAGAAUUAAUUUGUCAUAAAGGUCAUAGUCAAAUAAAUUGUAUGCAAUCAAUAAGAAGCGGAAUUGCCGAUGUAGCUGUAUUAGAUGCCAGUGAUGUCUAUACCGCUGGACUGCAAUUCGAACUGAUUCCGUUUAUAUCUGAGGUGUACAAUUUGGGUACACCGGAGUAUUACGUUGUCGCCGUCGCGAAGGAGGAGGAUGACAAUACAGAUCUGACGUAUCUAAAAAAUAAAAACACUUGUCACACGGGAAUCAAUACGGCUGCAGGAUGGGUUUAUCCGCUGGCAUAUCUUAUUUCUAACAAGUGGAUCAGAGGAUACGGUUGCGAUUCUGUGCGCGCUGCCGCUGAAUACUUCAGCAAAUCCUGUGUGCCGGGCGCACUCAGCACUGAAUAUAAUAUAGGUGUGCCUUAUGAUAACAUGUGCGAUUUGUGCCACGGGGUGAGCUACCGGUAUUGCCGAAGAGACGCUUCCGAGGAUUACUUUGGUUACACAGGUGCUUUUAGAUGUCUGGUAGAGGGAGGUGGUGACGUAUCCUUCGUGAAACAUACGACGGUCGCAGAGAACACCGAUGGCAAGCGCAAAGAAUUUUGGGCACGCAACACUUUCACAAAAGAUUUUGAAUUGCUUUGCCCAGAUGGUACGCGCCGCCCAACAACAGAUUACAUGAACUGCAAUUUAGGCAAAGUUGCUGCCAAUGCUAUAGUUACGCGCGGUGGUUAUUACGGUUAUAACCAGACACAGAUUAACGCAUAUAUCAAUCUAUUUAUAUACGCACAACAGUUCUAUGGCCGAAAGGAACCGGAUGAAUUCAGCUUUAGCAUGUAUUACAGCCGACCACCUUACAGCGAUCUCAUUUUUCAAGAUGCUACUCAGCAGUUGGUGGUAAUCCCGUCGGAUAAGCGGGAGUAUAGCAAGUACCUUGGCCCAGAUUUUAUGAGAGCCAGAAGAAUCGUAGAUUGUAACGCAGGUGCAUCUGCGAUAAGUUACUCGUUGUUUGCUACAAUAAUUAUGAUUGUGUUUACCUUUGCAUUUGGUAGAUAAGUAUCAUGUCCGCGAUUUACACGAAUACGCGAACAAAAAUUCGUAUCGAGAUCACGAUCGAAGAAUAGAGAUCUGACAAACGAAUCUAAUAUAGUCCAUUUUAUUAAUUGGCACAAUAUGUAUAUUAUAGUUAGCAAUCUAGUAUAUUUUAAUGCUGCUACAUAAUGCUAAUAUUAGGUUUGUUUUUUGUGGCUGAACUAGUGUACACUUUUAGAACUUAAAGUGAUAUUUUUAGGAAGCGAGAAAGAGAGUUCUAGUUCAGUC